UUUUCAUCAAAAUUCCAUCUGCCAUCACAUUCGGUCUGCAUGGCCAUGUCUCGACCAUCCCCUACUCCUCCACAAGAAGGGGAAGAAGGACUAAGCCAUGACUGCAAGGAAUUACUCUCCUCCCUUCCGACGACAAAUGGGGGGCGCUUCACUCAUCUUUACCAAUACGAAGGCUUUUGGUACAACCAACAGUUUCUACUGGGAAUAAUCGCAUGUCAACGGCACUUCCAAGCUCACGAUAGCGAUUUACUACUGGCCACCACACCUAAAUCGGGCACUACAUGGCUCAAGGCACUUGCAUUUGCUAUUACGAACCGGGCCCGUUACCCAUUUCCUCAGCAUCCUUUGCUCACCAACAAUCCCCACAAACUCGUCCCUUAUCUGGAGAUGAACUUAUACUACGGCAACUCAACUCCUGAUCCUGAACGCAUUCGGUCCCUUGGUCUCUUCUCCACACAUAUGCCUUACACGUCUUUGCCACAAUCCAUUAAAGACUCUAAUUGCAAAGUUGUCUAUCUUUGCAGAAAUCCUGGAGAUGUGUUUAUUUCUUUUUGGCAUUUCUCAAACAACUUGAAAGUACCUGAGACUCAAUCACCAAUCUCUCUCGAAGAUGCAUUUGACCUUUUCUGUGCAGGCAUAUCAAUGUAUGGUCCUUUCUGGGAUCAUGUAUUGGGGUAUUGGAAGGAAAGCAAAGAAAGGCCUGAGAAGGUAAUGUUUCUUAAGUACGAGGAUUUGAAGAGAGAGCCAGUGGCUCCAGUGAAAAGGUUGGCGGAGUUUCUAGGAUGCCCUUUCACACCCCAAGAGGACAGAGAAGGCAUGCUACAUGAUAUAUUAAAGUUGUGUAGUUUUGAAAAUUUGAGCAAUUUGGAGGUGAAUAAGAUUGGAAAGACUCGACACGGAAACAACGACCCGUAUGAGGUCGAGCAUAAGCAUUUGUUUAGGCGAGGUGAGGUUGGUGAUUCUUUGAAUUAUCUUACUACUCAAAUGAUUGAACGGUUGGAUCAGAUCAUGGAAGAAAAGUUGCAAGGUUAUGAUCUGACGUUCCAAGUAUCUGUUUAGGGGCAUUUCACUCUUAUCCAAUAAUCUAUUUAUUCCUGUGUGUUUUCGUUUUUUGCUGUUGGGGU
Magnolia sinica is the source of this 1124-nucleotide messenger RNA. RefSeq names its product cytosolic sulfotransferase 13-like. The record is from RefSeq and is a predicted model, not a curated record. Gene Ontology annotation, molecular function: sulfotransferase activity. Lineage: Eukaryota; Viridiplantae; Streptophyta; Magnoliopsida; Magnoliales; Magnoliaceae. Gene Ontology annotation, biological process: sulfation. The transcript has a single exon. Bases 40 to 1059 code for a protein of 339 amino acids. Gene Ontology annotation, cellular component: cytoplasm.